Molecule: messenger RNA, 489 nt
Organism: Ruditapes philippinarum (Manila clam)
Lineage: Eukaryota; Metazoa; Mollusca; Bivalvia; Venerida; Veneridae
Exons: 4
Coding region: 64-489 (141 amino acids)
Source: RefSeq, a predicted model, not a curated record
UGUGAAGUCAGAAAUAAAUGAAAAAUAUGAUUUUUACAGACAAAGGCAAAGAUUUUACAAGAGAUGGAAGGUUUCAGAAGGUCACAGAGAGACGUUUUCUUUGUUCCCGUAGGAAAUUUAGAUCUGGAUUUCAUAAAUACAAUGGCAGCUUGUUGUGACGGCAUGCUUCUGGAUCAUACGUAUGGGACACGGUUCUCAAGAAGACAGCUUUUGACAAGGCAGCUGGUCGAUCCAUUUGGCAUGAUAACGGACGAGUUUCCACAGCUUUCUAAGGAAGACAUGAAGGAUAUGAGGAAUAUACAGGAAAGAUUCAAACAUCACAUAGAAGAACAUGCUGAAAUUGUUGUUGACUGCGUACACAUGUACGAGGAGAAAACUAGCACUACAUUACCGGAAAUUGGUUUGCCGCGUGCGAACGUGGUCCCAAAUUGGAAAUACAAUAACCCAAGAUGGCAAUGGUCCUGGGACAGUGAUAGGCCACGACGGUGA